Thecamonas trahens ATCC 50062 is the source of this 1422-nucleotide messenger RNA. RefSeq lists its product as uncharacterized. Bases 1 to 1422 code for a protein of 473 amino acids. NCBI's taxonomy places the organism in Eukaryota, Apusomonadida, Apusomonadidae. The record is from RefSeq and is a predicted model, not a curated record. The transcript has 2 exons.
AUGGAGUUGCACAAGAAGGCUAUGACGCAUGCCGCAGUUGCUGGGCGGGCCAUGCCAUUGCGAAGCGGGCACGCGCAGGCCAGGGCGGCGGUGGAAGCGGCGCGGCGGCGUGAAGCGUCAGGCGGCGGUGGCGACAGCGGAGGUGGCGGCGGCGGAGGCGUGUUCCCGACCUUUACGCGGCGCGGGGUGGUAGCGGCGUCUGUGGCCUUUGCGGUGGCGGCAGGAUCGUAUGGGGUGUACAUGGCCGACGGCGACGAUACGGCAUAUCUGCUUGCCACCGCGCCGCAGCUGGUGGCGGGCCGCCACUGGAGCCGGCUUCAGGAGGACGAUCUGGAGGGUCUGGCGGCUGCUAGUGGGACUAACGACGCGCUCAAGGCUGUCCUCGCCCGCGAACCUGAGGUGCUUCGCCAGCUUCUGCGCGUCGCUGCCCUUGCGCCGGAGCUCAGCAUGCGCAACGCUGCGUCCAAGACCCUCGACAAUGUGUGCCAGGCUGCGGCGCCGCAAGUCCGCGCCUCCGUGCUUGACUCGGACGUGGUCACUGCCAUGGCUCACAUUGCGGAGGACAAGAGCAUGACGCUGGUGGUCCGCAAGAACCUGGCGUCGGCACUUGCCCAUCUAGUCGCCAACACGCCUGCCGACGAGCCGCUCGCCGCCGCCCUUGUUGACAACGUUCACGUCCACAGCGCCCUGGCCAACGCAAGCGACAACAUUUACAUCCGCCGUCGCGCCUUUGAUAAGGCCGCUGCUGCGCUGGCCAUUGCUGCCCUUGAACGGCCAGAGACUGCGAGCAAGAUUGGCGUCGAGCGGCCGGAGCUGCUGGCCCGGCUGGACAAAUUGGCAGAAUCGGCGCGGGCGACGCAGGCGUCGUGGCUGGCCUCGGCCGGCGACAGCAUUGCAGACUCAGGCCUGCUCCUCUACCUGCACACUGCGCUGGGCGGUGGCGCGUGGGGUGCGCUGCAGGCGUUCCGGGCAGGCGAGAGCUCGCAGGCAAUCGCCCGUGCUGCGCUCCGCACCUCGCUCGUCACUUCGCUCGUUCCCAUCUGCGUUGUCGGCGGCAUGGUCACCCUCUACAACUAUGUCCGGCGCCAGGUCGACGAUCCACUCCCGCUCAUGGCCUUCCACACCGGCUCGAUGCUCGCCCUCUACCCGCUAAUCUUCAUCAUGCCCGCCGUCGACGCCUGGGCUCCUAUGUGGAUCGGCGGCCAUGUCGUCGGCUUUAUCUCCUUCUUCACCUAUCUCUACGUCACUGACGCGGACCUGCUCAAGGCCGACGGCGAGCUGCUGAUGCGUGACACCGCCAUCGCGGAGACCAAGGGCCUGGCCUCAGGCCUGGCCAACACGCCCGAUCUCGCGGCUUUUCUCCAUCUCGACGAGGUCGCUGAUGAUGCCGGGCCAGUUGCGCUCGUUCCCACGGACAAGUAG